Molecule: messenger RNA, 8142 nt
Organism: Rotaria sp. Silwood1
Lineage: Eukaryota; Metazoa; Rotifera; Eurotatoria; Philodinida; Philodinidae
Source: the annotation of a GenBank genome assembly
AUGGGUCAACAGGUGUCUUCAACUAAUUUAAAACCUCCUGAUUUACUUGUAACACAUAAUCAACAGUCAAAUCAGAUAUUAUCUAAUGAUCGAACAGAAGAUGUGCAUUUAUUUUUACCAUUGGAUGUCAUCAAUUCCAUAAGUCAAAAUUCGAUUGAAUUGCCAAUUACAAAACAAACAUUGAUCAAACAAAUUCGAGCUGAUCUAUCUUUACUAACAAAUUCAACUGGAUUAGAUGAGUUCAACAAGGAGAUUGCAGGAAUAAUUCAACAAGUUUUUGAUUAUAUUGCAACAACGAAUACAAAUCUACAAAAUGCUAUACAAUCAAACAUUCACAAAGAACAACAAUUGAAAAAGUCUUAUGCUGAAAAAUUGAAGGACGAUGAAAAUACAACUACUUCUAUAUUUGAUCAACCAUUUGUCGAUUCUUCUAGUGAGGAGAACAUAUCGAAUGAAAAUCAAACAAAGAACAAUUCGAUCAAACAAAUACGAUUACAUCAAUUUCAAGCUGAACAACUCUCAUUUUUUGCUGUUCAAUCGUUAAUAUCUAUGCUAAUGAUGUUAAUGCAGUCGGCACAAGCAUAUGAUUCUAAUAUUGUUCAUCGAAUGCUCAUUUUAACAAAUCAACUUGUCGAACAAAUUCCACUAAACUAUCUUUCUCCAGACGUUUACAAAAAGUCAAGUAAUUUGUUUAAAUCUUUGAAACCAUUGGUCAAUUAUAUCAAUGAAUUUUCAAUACAAACUGAAAUCGAUCCUAUUGCAGCAAAUCAAUCGAUUACAAUCUUAUUAAAUUUUUCGAUUAUCAAAGGCUCAUUCAAAGAUAUUCUACCAUUAAUCAGCAAAUUACUGUUCAAUACAACUGAUAUUUAUGACAUAAGAAGAUUAUUCAUAGAAUUGAAUAAAGAUCUAACAACAAUGAUGAAUCAAUUCAAGAAAGAAAAGCAGACACCAAGUGACACAGCAACAACAGCAAUUACAUCACAGAACGCUACAGAAAGUGACAGAACAUGCAAAGAACAGGAACAAACAGAAGCAGUUGGAUCCACUGAAAAACUAUCCGAUAUAGAACACAAUUGUUUGGCCUCAUUAGAAUAUCUUAAAUCGAUUGAAGCGUUUCCCAGCACAAAAUUAAUAGCAUUAAACGAGAAAAAAUUCACGGGUCAAUACAUAUCUUCAAUCUUACUUGUUCAUGUCGAUUUACACAAUCAACUUCAUGCAAAAUCACAAUUCGAAUGUGGUUCUAUGAUUGGUUCGUUUUCAUUUGAAUUUGAACCAGAAACAUUCAAAUAUUUAUAUAAAAUAAUCGAACAAUUAACUAUGAUGCAAGCAUCAUCGAACAAUAAUCUCGAAUAUAUUUUGACCGUUUGUCUACGAUUAUUUACAACACAUUUUAAAUUUUUAAUUGCUUCAAAUAUUGACAAUUUUCAUGAUUUUAUGAACGAAAAUGAUAUUGAAAAAUGGUUCAUAUUAAUAUCAAAAUUUGCUUUAAAUGAUAAAUCAGAAGAGAGAAAAAUAGAAGCAUCGAAAACUUUGAUUGAUUUGAUUGAUAAGAAACUAUCAUCGUUUCCCAAAAUGUUGACAUUUUUUCAUACAUACAUCAUGGAAAAUAAACAUCCAAUAUUAAUUGAACAAUUAUUUAAUAAAUUAAUUCAAAAUGUAUUUAUAUAUAAAUGGAUCGAAGUUUUAUGUGAUGAUCGUAAUGUUCAAGAUAGAGAAUUAGCAUAUACAGUCUUACAUUCGUUUAUGAACAUUGUCUUAAAACCAAAUUCGAUGGAUGUUGAAAAAAUUAAUAAAUUACGUGACAUCAUACUGAUAUUUCAAGAAUUAUUAUUCGUUCACUUGAAUAAUCAACCUAUGGAUGUAUCAGAUGAACUUAAAUCAUCUGCUCUAUCGACACUUACUAUGGACUAUACGACACAUGUGAUCAAAUAUUGUAUUCAACAAAAAGUUAAAAGUGUUUUACUAGAGCCACUUCUGCUUGGUCUAUGUACUCUUACUGAAUCGAAAUUUAACUUUGCUAUCAUACAACCAAUUUUUACUGCUAUUCUACCUGUAUUUGCUGAAUACUUAAUACAAACAACAAUCGAUGUAGAUGAUAAAAAUAUCAAUCUAAUUUCAUGGUUAGUAGCAAAGAUGAGCCAUCGAUUAAUUGUUGGCCCACCACAGAGUUCAUUGGAGAAAAAAUAUAAUACAGCAUUGAAGUUACCAUUAUUUGCUGGUGGAUAUGAAACGUUAACAACAGAUAACAAUUCGUAUUUAUCGACUUUAUUCAAAUCUGAUUUAGCGGUUUACAGUCAAUUUGUAGUACCUUAUCGACAACAACAAUCAGUAUUAGACAGUGAAUUUUUACUCUCAGUUUAUAAUAAUACCAAUCAAGGUGCACAAUUGAUUUCAAAAAUGAAAUUAUUCACUCGAGAUAAACAACGUAUCUUACAAAAAUCAAUUGAAUCAAAUGCUGAUGAUGCAUGUGCUGCAGUAUUUGCAGUCUAUAUUAAACAUUAUCGUCGUAUUGAUCUAGCUCAACAUGAAUUAAUUCAACCAAUUGAUCAAAAACCACAUGCUAAACUUCUUUCAUUGUACGAAUAUGCUAAUCAAGUAAGAAUGAUUUUUGCUACGACCAAAGCUCAAGGUGGUGAUUGUGACGAACUUUAUAAAAAAAUUAAAAACGAUGCAUUAUUAUUACUCAUAUCAGUCAAAGAAAGUUCUUAUAUAUCAACAAUUAAAGAAAAUCUUUCAUUACCAGUAAUCACUACCAAUCAAUCGAAAUUACAACGACAAAAAUCACGUUGGACAAAAGCAAAAUAUAUUAUUCGAUUACUUCGUAAUGUAUUGAAUGCUUGUAUACGAUUGAAAUAUUUAAUGUUGGCAAAGAAACAAGCCGUUGAACAAAAGAAGGAUAGUGAAAGUGUUAUGCAUCAAGCUAUUAUGACUUGUCUAUAUGGAAAUGAGGCAGCAAUAACUGCAGUGAAUGGUGAAUUCAAAAUUCAAUCUGAUGAAGUUGUCAAAUGUUUGAUUCGACAAUAUCAAAGAGCUAUGACUAGAUGGAUUACAUAUGUAUUUAUUCAUCGAUUUAUCGAACAAGUAACUACUAUCAAAGAUAAUAAUCGAAUGUUAAAUAUUCUAGUUAUGGAUUUAAUGAAUUUGAAAGGUAAUAAUUUAGAUUGGCAUUAUCUCGAAAAUAUUCAAGCAUCAAAUAAUCAAUUAAAAGAAGAUAUUGGACAUCGAUACUAUUCAAUUACUAAAAAAGUAUUAUCAUUCUCAAACGAAUCUACAUUGGAAUCCAAUAUAAAAACAAUGCUUAUGUUUUGUUUAUUUAAUCUCUUAAAUCUAUCCUAUGAUUCGAUGGAUUUAUGUCAUUUAAAUUAUUUUCAAUUUUUUGAAGAACUAUUUAAUUUGUUUGUUAGAUUUGCUCAAAUGGAUUCGACUACAAUCAUUUCGAAAGAUAUGAAACUUACAGCAUUCAAUUGGUUUCGUCUAUUUGUAUUGAGAGUAUGCGAAAAUAUUGAAAUAGAAGAAUUACGAAAUACACAUUUUGGUAGUCGAAAAUUCCAUCAUAUUUUACAACAACAACAUGAUUUAAUUUUUAACAAGUUAAUUUUAACUGAACUUAAAGAAUUGCAACAGAAUAAAACAACAUCAACACCUGAAGAAGAAAGUGAAAACUUAUCAUUGAAAAAUGUUUCUGUCGGCUAUUUUAUUUCAUCAUCAACGUUUGAUACCGAUACUUGUAUCAAUCAAUAUUUAAUGCUUCUACUUCGGUGUGUUCAUUUGUAUGAUCAUAUUCGAUCACAUUGUGCUACAAUGGAAUGUAUUCAACAAUUAUUGAAUUUAUAUCAUCAAAGCCAACUUCUUAAUACUCGUCUAUUAACAUUAAAAAUUCUACGUGAUCUCUUGAUAUUUUUGCCAGACAAUACAAACGAAACAAUACGUCGAUGUUUUAUUGAGAAUUUAUUAACGGAUAUUUUAUUUUCUAUUGGUCAAAAUUUUAAUAUAUUGGAAAAAAAUAAAAUAGAUCUCGAUAUUGUCAUCGAAUUUAUUUAUAUCUAUCGUACUAUAAUAUCACAAAGCUCACCAUGGCAAAAAAUAGCAACUAAAUUAAUUAUCGAUGCAAUUAAAUCAAGUACGAAUUUCGAUUGGACAUCAUUAGAAUCUGUUGAAAUACGACAAAUGAAUUUCUUUCUUGCAUCGUUAUGUAUCUUAGGUGGUUAUGUUGAACCAUAUUGUUUAGGAUCAACGGUAGAAAUCUAUACUGUUGAUAAAAAUAUUCAUGAAUCAGAACCGGCAACUAUCAUUGAAAUCGAUACAAAUGCUAUUGAGUCAGAUUCAUCUGAUGUUACACCUUAUCUCAUACAAUAUGCUGCAACAAAUCACAUUCAAUCGGUUUCAUUGAGUCAAUUACGUAUCAUUACCGAUAUUCUUCCACCAAAUAUAACACUUUUACCAAUAGAUAAUGUCGCUCAUAGUAUUCUUGAUACAUUGGGCUUUCUAGCGCAAAUUGAUACAUCGAAAAUUGAUUCAUUGAUAUUACUACAAAUAAAACGUCGUGCUAUAAUAGCAUUCUAUUCAUUAUUAAAUCAUAAAUCAGUUGUCGAUAUUUUCCUACAAAAACCUUAUGCAUCACUUAUUGCUAAAUUAUCGAUAUCAAUUGACAAUCUUAAUUCAAACGAUAGUAUAAAACCGAACGACUUACGAUUGUUUAAUCGAUUACAUCUAGACCAAUAUAAUUUGAGUUUAGAUAAAUGUGAGAGAACAAAACAAAUAGUGCAAGAUGACAUUGAAACUAUUGGUAAUAUAAAUAAAUGGAAUACGAUUAAAAUUAAUCGUGAUGUCAUUAUUCUACAGUAUCUAUCUUCAACGACUUCGAUUGACGAAGGAUGGAAACCUAUUGCAUCUAAAAGAGAAAUACAAUCAUAUAAAUGGGGUAGAAUUGGGAAUAACGAUAUUCGUAUUGUUCCUUUAUCUAUCAAUGAUAAUAUACCAGCAUUAGAAGAAUGUGGUGAUAAGCAUAAAUUCAAAGGAAGAGUUAAAAUAACUGAUAAUACUGGAAAUAUUUACUAUAUGACUUAUAUUAUGGAUAAUAUACAAUUGACCGAAGGAAGAUGGUACUAUUGCAUUAAACUUCCAUUAGGUGGUUCAGCACGAAUUGGCUGGGCAGCAAACGAGUUUAGUCUUACACCAGAUAUUUUAAGACGUGUGGGUGACGAUCAACUUUCCUGGGGCUAUGAAGGAUCAUCAGGAUAUUGUUAUUAUUAUAACUCACAUAGCUUUCGGGAUGACAUUCGCUGGAAAUCAGGGGAUGUCUGUGGUUGUGGUAUUGAAAUCAAUGGGGAAAAUACGACUAUCAAAUAUUGGUUAAAUGGUCAAUGUUUAGGUACAGCAUUUUCACACUCGGAAAAUAAUAAUAUUCAAGCAACUAUUAAAACGAAUUUAUUGCCCAAUGGACUUAAUACUUCUUAUUUUCCUGCUGUUAGUGUAGAAGUCUAUUCUAAUGAGAAUAAUACAGGUGCUUUUGACUUUAUAUUUAGUCCAGAAGAUAUGACUAACUGUCCUUUACCGAAUGGUUAUAAGCCAUUAUUAAUGCCGACAUUAAUGACAAUGGAAAAUGUAUUAGUAGCUUAUCCAUAUAGUGCCUAUCUCAUUGGUAAUGAUAUUCAUCAAUAUUUCUAUACGAGUCGAUGUUCAAAGCAGGAUUCAACUGAAAAGAAAAUUUCUUUGAUACGUGAUUUUGUUAAUGAUCAUCAUUGCAAAGUUCCAUUUGAUAUCGAUAUGAUAACAGCUGAUCAUCAUCUAUUGAAACUAUCGAAAGAUAAUGAUGGUUUUCCACUGUCAAUCGAUAAUGAUCAAUUGUUGACUGUUAGUUUCGAUUUUGAAAUUAUGCCAACAGAUGAAAUGAGAAAUCUUCCGAAUGAACUCGAUAUUAUAUUAUUUGCUCUAGAAAAUGAAAUAUUUUCAAUUCGAAUAUAUAUAAAUGAUAUGAAUGAUGAUUUUAUUGAUGAAACAAUGAAAUAUCGACAACGUGUUGCCAUCCUAUUUCGAACAAAUGAACAAACCAAAGUCUACAUUAACAAUAAAUAUCAAACGUUGAAUUACUGUCAUCGUUUUGAUCCAACAACAAAAUCAAAAUUGAAUCUACGACUAUUACCAUAUCUAUAUGUCGGAAUUCGAAAUCUAGGUGUAUGGAAAUAUACACUUUCGGAAGAACAUAUUCGACGUCUCUUCACUUAUGGUCUAUUAUAUGUUGCUGUCGACUAUCAAAAAUUGAUUGAAUAUCGAAAACAAGCAAAUACUUUCGUAUUUACAGCAGAGCAAAAAUAUUUUACAAAUGAAACACUAGUUCCAUUUAAUGAAUCAUUUGAAGAGAAUCUAUGGCGAAGAAGAAAACAAUUCGUUGAUCAUUUUGAAUGGACCUAUUUUAAGGCAAUACCUGGAACUAAUCGAUCGGUCAUACAAUUAUUUGGAAAUAAAACUUAUCUAGUUUUAAACACUGCAAACCAAGUGUGGUCUGAAUAUACGCUGAUUCUUGAUAUUUCUAUACCCAGUUUUCCAUCAAAUAGUGAGACUCGAUUAACAUUAUUAACAUUGAAUACACAAUCAGAAAUUUAUCUUACUCAUGACGGUCAUAUUUGUGUAUCCGGAGGACAUCAAAGUUCAUCAAUAGUGAAGUUACAAAAAUACACUCGUUUGCUUAUUUCUGUUCAAGAGAAAUCUAUUAAUAUCUAUGUCAACGGUUCGUUAGAACUCAAAGCAUCAAUUACAGAGGAUCAAUUUGCAACAAAAUUGAAACGUAUCGAUUUGUUUCGAGAGAUAGAUUUGACUAUGAAUACUACCGGUGAUGAUCAAUUACGAAUUGAAUGUCAAUCGAUAACAUUUUGGAAUAAAGCAACCGAUACUCUUCAUCCAUCAUUGGCAAAAUUGAUUCAAUCAACUGAAUAUCCUUUAGAACAAGUUGUUGUUCCACCUUUUUGGAUUUUAUCAACAGGUCUCAUCGGCAUUGGUUACAAAGAAGAAAUGAUCAAAUACGUAAUGAAACAAUAUAAUACGACAAAUAUUCAUUUUAUCGAUACUAUUCUACGAGAACAAAGUCAAGAAAUAGAAAAGACUCAACAAAAUGAUCAACAACUAAGAAAAAUCAAUAUAUUAGCACGAUUGCAUUCCUACGACGAAAAUGGGACAUUAGCAAUGUUAAUGAAAAUUAACGAUGAGACAAAAGAUUUACCAAUGUCGACAUUGUCAAAUAACAUAUUAUUUGAGGGUGAUGAUGAUAUGACAUCUGAAGACGAAUGGUAUCGUAAAACUGUUGGUGAUGUAGGUAUUCAUGAAAAACUAACUGAAUGGAUACGCGAUAAAAAGGAGACAAGUCAAUUAAUAAUAGAUGAUCCUCGUUAUAAAUUUGUUGAUCUAAGUAAACCAGAUUCUGAAGAAACAACAAUUGACAAUGAACUAAAGAAGAAUAUGAAAAAAUCAUUAUGUUAUUCGCAUCGACAAAUAUCGCGAAAAAUUUUUAUUCAUUCACGGACAAGCUGUGAAUAUGGUUUAAUAACGAUUUAUGCACGUUAUACAUUAUUGAAUAUGUUAAAAGUCUGGUAUAAUGAUGAUCAUUCACAUUUAUUUCCACUUAAUAAAUUCGGUGAUGGAACUUUUAUUGUAACAUUAUUACGAUUGAUGGAUUACCAUUAUACAUGUACACGUACACAUGUAGAUGAAACUAUCAAUAGGAUGAAAUUAUUGAUAAUGUCAAUAUUAAAAGUUGAAUUAAAAGAAUUAUUGAAAUCUAUGAUAUAUGAACAAUUUACUGAAGAUAUACUGAAUAGAAAAGCUCCGUUAUUCUAUCAAUUACAAAAACAUGUUAUUGAAGAAUCAAUUCAUUUUCUUGCUGAACCAUCUUUAAUUGUUAUGAAUAAUUAUAAUAAUGAAACUAUCGAUGAAAAAAUGUUAAUUAAACAAUCAAAUUUAGAUUUUCUUCUAAAUAUUGUUAGUCUCUUUUUGGAAUUAUUAACCGAUUUUGAGAUGAAAAAAUAUAAUAUUGAUCUGAUGAUUCAAUUACUAUUUCCAGCAUUAUUUGUCAAGAUACUAUUCGAUCUAUUUUUAUUAGUACCAUCACAUCAAUCUAAAAUAUUCAUUCUUCAUCUUUUUACCAUGUAA